GAAGAAUUAGUUGCAAAGCGGCUUUCUUGGGGGACGCAUCGAAGAACGUGUACGAGGCUCGGAGACUGCCACGCGUAAAGAAAAAUUGGUGCUAAGACCCGCGUUACAGCUGCUGCUGCCACAGAAACGAGUCUUCCAUCCGUCCAUCCAUCCAUCUAUCAGCAAACUGCAAGCUGCAGCCGAACGCAGAAAUACUGCACAAAUCACGCAUACAAAAAAGUUCCUACUCAAGUGCCGGCCACUUAACACCCUCCAAGAUGCUCAACCGACAGCCCGACUACACCAUCUCCGAUCUGGGCCAUCCCUGGCCAUGCGACCAUCACAUGAAGAUGAGAAGAGAGCUUUCGAUGACUUGUGGCACACCUCCAGCAUCGCCCAGCCGCCUCCUGCCCAUGCGGGAGACGCUCGACGACUACUUCCAGCGGCUGCUGAGGCAAGAGGAGGAGCAGGAUGACCUGGCCCGACAGAAGCACCACAAGAAUCAACGGAAUGAACAGCAACGGAGGCGCAAUAAAAAAUGUCGAGAUAAAGGGGAGACAGCCACAACCACAACCACAGCGACGACGACGACGUCAACUUGCGAUUUGAACAAUUUCUGACGGAAGACACGGAUGGUAUAGAGGGGGAAUAUAGUAGGGGGAGCAACUAAUUCAAAGCGGACUGAUUAAAAGUGCUACAAUAAACACACCUUUUUGCAUAGAACUUUAAGUACAUUAAACGUUAAGUAAAGAAGAACGAGAACCCGAUAAA
Messenger RNA from Drosophila obscura, 750 nucleotides. RefSeq lists its product as uncharacterized. The transcript has 3 exons. NCBI's taxonomy places the organism in Eukaryota, Metazoa, Arthropoda, Insecta, Diptera, Drosophilidae. The record is from RefSeq and is a predicted model, not a curated record. The coding region runs from base 258 to 599 and encodes 113 amino acids.